GUGCAAACUAUCACCGACCAAUAGUGUGCAUACUGUCGCCAGUGCCACUCAUAUAUGCUGUGACUACGGACUGGCAACUUUUCAAGUAAAGCUAGGUCGAGACCGCAGUGAAGAAGAAGCAGAAGCCAAUUCUGUCAAAAAAUGUCAGGAAUGAGGAUGCGAGCAUCAAAAUGUCCUACGGACGAGCUCAGUCUCUCCAACUGCGCUGUCAUCAAUCGUGAUGACUUUCCAGAUGAUGUUAAACAUAUUGAGGUGACCACUGGUCCAAAUCAACACUUUGUAUUUACGGUGAAAGCUCACCCGGAUAUAGCCAGAGGAUCAGUUGGAUUUAGCUUGCCUCAAAGAAAAUGGGCUAUGCUAUCCCUCAAUCAAGAUAUUGAAGUACGACCAUAUCAUUUUGACCCUACAUCUAGCUCAGAGUUUCUGUGUACCAUUGUGUUGGAGGCUGAUUUUUUACAAAAGAGAGUGACCACGUUAGAGCCAUAUGAUACAGAACAAAUGGCCAAAGAAUUUUUACUACAAUUCUCAGGACAGGCAUUUACUAUAGGACAGCAGUUAGCAUUUCAGUUUCAAGAUAAAAAGAUGCUUGGCUUAGUUGUCAAAAGUUUAGAAGCUGUUGAUAUUUCAGCUCUCAAAUCAGGACAAGAUACUACUCCAAGGAAAACGCGUAUGGGGCGCUGUUUGGGCGAUACCGUAAUACAAUUUGAAAAAGCUGAAAAUUCAAGUUUGAACCUUAUUGGAGCGGCUAAGGGCAAAAUUAUGCGUCAAUCAAUUAUCAAUCCAGAUUGGAACUUUGAAAAGAUGGGUAUUGGUGGUCUGGACAAAGAGUUUAGUUCGAUCUUCAGGAGAGCUUUUGCCUCUCGAGUUCUUCCACCAGAAAUAGCUGUGCAGCUGGGCUGCAAGCACGUCAAGGGUAUUUUGUUAUAUGGGCCACCAGGAACUGGAAAGACUCUACUGGCCAGGCAAAUUGGCACCAUGUUAAAUGCGAGGGAACCUAAAAUUGUAAAUGGCCCUCAAAUCUUAGACAAGUAUGUGGGUGAAAGUGAAGCUAAUAUUAGAAGACUCUUCGCAGAUGCGGAGGAAGAAGAGAAAAGACUUGGACCUAACAGCGGAUUACAUAUUAUCAUUUUUGAUGAGAUCGAUGCUAUUUGUAAAGCAAGAGGUAGCGUGGGUGGAAACACGGGAGUUCAUGAUACCGUUGUUAAUCAAUUACUGUCAAAGAUCGAUGGUGUUGAACAAUUGAAUAAUAUUCUAAUUAUUGGAAUGACUAAUAGAAGAGACAUGAUUGAUGAAGCCUUACUACGUCCUGGCAGAUUGGAAGUACAAUUAGAAAUUAGUCUACCAGAUGAAGAUGGAAGAUACCAAAUUCUCAACAUUCAUACAUCCAGAAUGAGGGAUUACAAAAAGAUUGCUCCAGAUGUUGAUUUAAAAGAAUUAGCAGUCUCAACGAAGAACUUUAGCGGUGCUGAAUUAGAAGGUCUUGUAAGGGCUGCACAAAGUACUGCCAUAAAUAGAUUGAUUAAAGUCUCAAAUAAAGUGGAAGUAGAUCCUAGUGCUAUGGAGAAACUUCUUGUUUGCAAAAACGACUUCAUCCAUGCAUUAGACAAUGAUGUCAAACCCGCUUUUGGAGCAAGUGCUGAAGCACUGGAUUAUAUUCUUGAACGCGGUAUUAUUAAUUGGGGCAAACCCGUAGCGGAGAUCCUGUCAGCUGGUGAUGUCUAUAUCCAGGAAACUCGAGAUGGAGAAGGUUCAAACCUUGUAUCAGUAUUAUUGGAAGGUCCGCCGCAUAGUGGAAAAACUGCUCUUGCCGCACAGAUUGCCAAAAAUUCGGGCUUCCCAUUCGUUAAGAUUUGUACACCUGAAGAUAUGGUUGGGUUUACAGAAUCAUCAAAAAGUCUAUCAAUACGCAAAGUAUUCGAUGAUGCAUAUCGCUCCCAGCUGAGCUGCAUUGUAGUUGAUAAUAUUGAACGACUGUUAGAUUAUGGUCCCAUUGGUCCACGAUACUCUAAUUUGACAUUGCAAACUUUAUUAGUCCUGUUGCAAAAAAAACCACCACCUCGUCGCAAACUCUUAAUCCUUGGUACCACUGGCUCCAGACAAGUUUUGGAGGAUAUGGGAAUGCUGUCAGCUUUUCCAAAAAAACUCCACGUACCCAACUUGUCAAGUCCUGAUCAUCUUCUAUCUGUCCUGGAAGAAGUUGAUCUCUUCUCCAAGGAAGAAAUUUCUUACAUCCACUCAAAGACUAAGGGCAAACGCAUUUUCAUCGGAAUUAAGCAACUACUGUCUCUAAUUGACACGGCACGUCAGAUCGAGCCACGUUACAGAAUACCGAAGUUCCUCUCCGCGUUGGAAGAGGAAGGUGGAUUAGAGUGAAAGGUAUUUCAUUAAGAAAUCUAUUUAUUUAUGUAGUCAUUAACUUAUAGUCAAUAUUUCUCAUUGGAGAAACAGAAAAAAUAGGCAACUAGGUGUAAUACCUUCAAGACUUAGAAUUAGAAAAUAUUGAUUAAACCAUGCAUAUAACCGAGGUACAAAACGUCGAUAUUUAUUUAAAUUAUUAAGAUUCAAUUCAGGGAUGAGAUAGCAUUCAUGAAAAUUUAUUUAAUAUAUUCAAAGCUUCAGUAGGAACUGCUGAGAAAAAUUACCAUGACGGUUAUUAUAUAAAUACUAUUAUUUCGAUGCUAGCAUUUUAUUGGCUUUAUAAAAAGAAAAAUAUAUUACCAAAUCUUCAAAAAUUAAGAAAAAAUAUUAUGUAUUCUUAACCUUUAACUACAUAUACGCGGUCUCACAAACCGCACUAAUUUUAUGUUUAGCCCUCUUGUCAAAUUUGUUUCUACAUAAACUUUCAAUGAAUUAAAAAACCUACUAGAUAAUUAUGAUUUAAUACCUAGCCAUUAAAUUUAUUUAAACUAGAAGAGCGAUGUAAAACUCUACUUUUGAACUAUUUUAUUUGUUGUAAUAGACUUAUAAUCCAGCUCUACAGAUUGAGAUCUCACGGAUCUCACGUUGUGUAUAUUCUUAUAGUCGGAUCUGUGUAGUUAGGGGUUAAAUUUUUUGUUUCUAUAAGAAAUUCAAGUAUUCUUCAAAUGUAUUUUAUUGUUGCUCUUCAAGCAUAAAUUACUCUCACAUUCCUAACAGCGAAAUCUAUUCACUGCUCAUCCAGUGAAGCUAGUCAAUUUCGCUACAAAGAAGACUAAAUAAUCUUAUUUAAUUUCAUAAUGAAAAUAUUUAAAAUAAAUCUUCUUCGUGAUAGUGUAAGAGUAUCGAUUAUAUUGUCUUCAAUGAGUAUAUAAUAUAGUAAUAACUACGUAAAGGGUUCUCAGAGCUUGCAAUGACAUAGGCCAGAAUCAUUAAUAAUUAUUUGAUUUGACUGAGCUACAGUAAAAACAAACAUAACGAAAAUAAACUUCAGUUUUCAGAAUACGUUAUUAAAAUAAUUUAAGACGCAUAUAAUAAUAAAUAUUCUAAGAUAACUUGCGAAAAAAACGUUGGUCCAUGUAAAGUAGUUCGUAUAUCGUUGUGAACGUUCUAAUGCUGCACAUGUUUUUGAAUGUAUUUAAAAAAUAUUAUCUGUGUAAAAAAAAAUAAAUUCUCAAACAUAUAA
Molecule: messenger RNA, 3601 nt
Organism: Cephus cinctus (wheat stem sawfly)
Lineage: Eukaryota; Metazoa; Arthropoda; Insecta; Hymenoptera; Cephidae
Product: vesicle-fusing ATPase 1
Exons: 10
Coding region: 142-2373 (743 amino acids)
Biological process (GO): intra-Golgi vesicle-mediated transport; Golgi to plasma membrane protein transport; SNARE complex disassembly
Cellular component (GO): Golgi stack
Molecular function (GO): ATP hydrolysis activity; ATP binding
Source: RefSeq, a predicted model, not a curated record